Messenger RNA from Python bivittatus (Burmese python), 2106 nucleotides. It is a transcript of the gene MEOX1, whose product is annotated as mesenchyme homeobox 1. Gene Ontology annotation, cellular component: nucleus. Gene Ontology annotation, molecular function: RNA polymerase II cis-regulatory region sequence-specific DNA binding; DNA-binding transcription factor activity, RNA polymerase II-specific. Lineage: Eukaryota; Metazoa; Chordata; Lepidosauria; Squamata; Pythonidae. Gene Ontology annotation, biological process: positive regulation of transcription by RNA polymerase II; somite development. The record is from RefSeq and is a predicted model, not a curated record.
CACAGCAAGCGAGCGCCCGGCCUGGGAAGGAAGGGGCGUUCUCCCGCGGAAAUUAAGGGAGACUUUCGCCAGGCUUCCCAAGCGACUCGACCCACGACCUAUUGAAAGCAGCAGGCCGCGGCGCUUUCGCCUCUCGGCGCUUACUUUCCGCCCGAACUCCUUGCUCUCCGACGCUUUCAUCCCGAAGCUCCCCGCGGGGCUCCAUGGAUCCACCUGUCGCCAGUAGCUGCAUGAGGAAUCCUCACCCUCCCUCCGCGCUCUGGGGAUGCCUGCGCCGCCCCCACGUCGAGGGCCGAGGACCCGCCGAGCCGCCCCGCUACCCUCAAGCCCCCUUUGCGCUCCACCAGAAACCAGACUUGGGGCUUUACGCGGACUUCUCGGCCUCCUGCCUGGCCACGGCCCCCCAGAGCCUCCCUCGCGCCGAACGCGCUUUCGAGGAACGUGGCGCUUCCUUCCAGCAGCCCGCCUGGCAUUUGGCGGCCUCCGAGAGCAGGCGGAUGCUGUCGGCGGAGUUGGCUUUGGGGUCAGGGGGGCUGGAGGGGGGCAGCCCCAGCGUGGGGGAUACCAGCGAAAAUGACCUCUUGACAGGGACCGUGGCAGGCGACGCUGGGAAUAAAACAGCCCGUCGGAGAAGGGGAAACGAAGAAAGCCAGGACGCAGGCAGUGGAAGCCCCACAGCCACCUCAAAGAAGGCAGCCAACAGCUCCAGAGCACGGAAGGAGCGCACAGCGUUUACCAAGGACCAGCUGCGGGAGCUAGAGGUGGAAUUUGCCCACCACAAUUACCUGACGAGGCUCCGGAGAUACGAGAUCGCGGUGAACCUGGACUUGACAGAAAGACAGGUUAAAGUAUGGUUUCAGAACCGCAGGAUGAAAUGGAAACGUGUGAAAGGCGGACAGCCUGUGUCACCCCAGGACCACAUGGAAGACAUGGACUCUGCUCCUUCCCCAAGUUCAGAAUAGCCCCUUCUCUAAUAAACUGAUCUCUAUCAACCUUGUAGGAAUAUUGGGGAUACCACUAUUAAGUGGGAAUCCCCCCUAAGAUUUAUCUCAUUACUUUGACAUUGGAGGCAGGAAAUAGAGCCAGUGGUGCUUCCCAGGAAGAUGGAUUCCUCUACUCUCUCUCUCUCUCGGAGAAAGUAAGCCACCAAGGAGGAAAAAGGACCAGAACUGUGCAAAGAUAGAUUCCCAGCAAUUCUGUGGUUGAAAUCAAUGACCUUUUUAGCACAAAGAAGCUGAGUUGGAAACUAUGUUCAGUUCAAUCUACUGCCCAGGUUUUCAUUCUUAAAGCAAUGUUGUUGCAACUUUGAAGCAGCAACCCUGCUGUUCGCACAUGUUGUUUGGUUAGCCUCCUGUGGUCUCAUAAAGGAACUCUUACAGAGCUCAUCUCUGGAGAAGGUUUCCACUUGAAAACAAAUGCUUCCUUCAGUCAGUUUGAUAAGCAUACAUGCUGUGCUUUUAAUGGCAAAAUCAAAAAAUGGACAACCUACCUGAGGCAUGAAGGUUUGGGGGAAGAUGGCACGGAUAUAUCAUCUUAUCAUUGAAGUUGUGAAAUUCACUACUCUCACAAUUCAAUCCUCAGAAGAAGCCUCUGUAAACAUUGUUUUUGCUUUGUAUUUGUAGUGAUUAUAGAGGAUGGCCUUGAAGGACAGAGGGAAGAUCUGUUCCCAAGGCAACAAUUAGAUUAAUGGGGCUUGAGCCCAGACCAAGAAAGUGGUUUCUGGAAAUGCCUCAGAAAACCCCCUCCCCCAUUCACAUGAAGAUAAAAGAGGGAGGAAGAGAAGUGCAUUGACACUUGCAAGGCUGAUGUCAGCCCUAUAGGAUAGACCAGACUAAGAAACAGAUGCCAUGUAGAUCUAAAGCUACUUUUAUUAGAACAGCCAUAAUAACAGUCUUGAGGCUAAUUGUGGAUUAGUCAACCAACCCAUGAUUAAACCCUAUUUUUUUACUUAAUUUAUGUCUUUGUGUGUUUUACAUAAUGUUGCUUGCCCCCCAAAUGAAUAGCCUAUAUGAUUUAUGUUCUGUGAGUUUAUGAAUUUGCCUUAUAUAGAGUCAGUAAUUGGUCCAUUAUACUGUAGCAUGCUCCACCCCAGCUGCCCCACAUAAA